GGAACAUAAUAACCGCGAGUUGUUCUUUCCAUUUUCAACAUUUAUUAUCAAAAUCCAAAUUAAACUCUGUAAAAAUUUAUUACUCAAAAUAAACUUUUUUAUAGAUAAUUAUAAUAAUUAGAAAUUAUUCCAAUAUUUUUUAAUAAAAUAGAUAUUAAUUGCCUUCUCAAAUUUAUAUUAGUUUUGGCAACACCGAGACCCGUUCUUUCAUUUCCAAAGGAAAACAGUGAACGGAAUGGCAGACGCCGCGCCAUCGACAGCGCCCAAGGCGAAAGCGCCUAAAACCAAGGCGCCAAAAGAGAAACCCGCUAAGGCAGCACCAGCAGCGCCCGCGGAGCCCGCGAAGGUGAUCCGCAAAUCGUCUAAGCCUCGUCACGGUAGGCUGUAUGCUAAGGCCGUGUUCACGGGAUACAAGCGUGGUCUUCGCAACCAGCACGAAAACACAGCUUUGCUCAAGAUUGAGGGCGCUAAAGACCGUACUGACGCCAUCUUCUACGCCGGCAAGCGUUGCGUGUAUGUAUACCGUGCUAAGAAAAGGACUCCCAUUCCCGGAGGUCCUCGUGGCAAGAAGACCAAGUUGCGCGCCAUCUGGGGCAAGGUGACCCGCCCGCACGGCAACUCUGGCGGCGUUCGCGCCAGGUUCAAGUCCAACCUGCCUGCUCAUGCCAUGGGUCACAGAAUACGUGUGAUGUUGUAUCCUUCAAGGAUUUAAGAACCUCCCGUUUAAUAUAAGCUUAAAAUAAAAACCCAAAAAAAUC
Messenger RNA from Manduca sexta (tobacco hornworm), 758 nucleotides. RefSeq names its product 60S ribosomal protein L35a (gene RpL35A). Gene Ontology annotation, biological process: cytoplasmic translation; ribosomal large subunit biogenesis. Lineage: Eukaryota; Metazoa; Arthropoda; Insecta; Lepidoptera; Sphingidae. The record is from RefSeq and is a predicted model, not a curated record. Gene Ontology annotation, molecular function: structural constituent of ribosome. The coding region runs from base 236 to 712 and encodes 158 amino acids. Gene Ontology annotation, cellular component: cytosolic large ribosomal subunit; ribosome. The transcript is spliced from 4 exons.